Diaporthe batatas is the source of this 919-nucleotide messenger RNA. RefSeq lists its product as uncharacterized. Lineage: Eukaryota; Fungi; Ascomycota; Sordariomycetes; Diaporthales; Diaporthaceae. Bases 131 to 919 code for a protein of 262 amino acids. The transcript is spliced from 2 exons. Gene Ontology annotation, molecular function: oxidoreductase activity. The record is from RefSeq and is a predicted model, not a curated record.
GCACCACAAGACUCGGCACACAGUAGACGACGAGCCAUCCGAGCAAGCGUCUUCAUUCACACGGAACACAAGCAUCCCUUCAGCCUUUUGCCCUGACAUUAGAGCGUUACUGUUGACCGACGCCGUGAUAAUGGCUUCAGUCACCGGAGCCCUCGGCUUCAGCGAUCCUCUCCCAGAUGUCCGCUUCAAGUACCACGCAAACAACACGUCCCUCGACGUGAUGAACAUCACACAACGCAAACAAACCAUCUCCGACGCAAGGGCCCUCGACCCGCCUCCCUCCCUCGACGUCGAGGGCUUCACCCUCGUGAGCCACAAGAGCGUAGUCCAAACCUUCCGCGACCAAGAUGAGAUCAGGCGCGUGCACGUCCCCGAGAUCCGCGACCUCCUCCUAGGCCUCACGGGCGCCGACGAGGUCGAGGUCCGCGGCGCGGGCGUGCUCCGCUUCGGGGAGCGGAGCAGCGACUCGGGCGCGCUGAACAACUCCCGCCCGGCACGGUUCGUGCACGUCGACAUCUCGGAUUCGACGGCGGCAGCGUGGAACGCGGGGCUGCCGGUGCCCGAGGGGAGGCGGCUCAGGCGCGCCGCGCACCUCAACGUCUGGCGCGUGCUGACCCCGCCGCCGCAGGACGUCCCGCUGGCCGUGUGUGACGCGCGGAGCCUGGCGCCGGGGGACCUGCAUCUCGCAGACGCCAUGUUCGACGACCCUGACGGCAGCGGGAGGAUCCUGCACUCGUUUGAGGGCCUUGUUGUCCGGCAGGGUGCGGGCCAGAGGUGGUGGUAUUACUCGGACAUGCGGACUGACGAGGUGCUUGUCUUCAAGACGAAUGAUACCGAGGAGGGGGUCGCGCACGCCGUUGCCCAUGGCAUAUCGUUUGGGGUACAUAUCCAGCGUUUCGGGGUGAAGUACGACGCUUAA